GAAUGCGGAUGGGAGAAAAUCUGGCAUGAAAGAAAAGAAAAGCCUUUGACCUCUCUCUCUCUCUCUCUCUCUAUAAAGCUUCUUGCAAAGUCCCAUCGCCGCCAACGACAAGCAGCUCACAGAAAAACCGGUCAUCUCCCGAGAAGCUCGAAUGGCAAACCCAAAGGAAGUAGAGCUCCUAGGGCUCUGGGUCAGCCCCUUCGUGCGGAGGGUGGAGUGGGCAUUAAAACUCAAGGGCAUAGCCUACGACUACAUCGAGGAAGACCUCCUCAACAAGAGCGCUCUGCUUCUGCGGCUCAACCCUGUUCACCAGAAAGUCCCUGUCCUCGUCCAUGGAGGCAGAGUGGUCUGCGAGUCGUUCCUCAUCCUCGAGUACAUCGACGAGACGUGGAAGCAGAGCCCUCUGCUCCCUCAAGAUCCUUACGACAGAGCCAUGGCUCGAUUCUGGGCUUCAGUUGCAGAAGGCCAGCUUUUAAGGAAUGCUUGGAUUGCUCUGUGCUCUGAGGGAGAGGAAAAGGAAAGAGCCAUAGAAUUUGCCACUGAAGCUUUGGGGCACAUUGAGGGAGUGAUCGAAGGCAAGGCCUUCUUUGGUGGUGAGGGAAUUGGGUACUUGGACCUUGCAAUCGGUUGGGUCUGUCACUGGCUGCCCGUUUGGGACGAGCUCGGUUCAAUGAAGAUCUGUGACCCGGCAAAGUUCCCGGCCAUGGUGGCAUGGACCAGCAGGUUUGUUGAGCACCCUGUGAUCAAGGAAAACUUGCCGCCAAGGGACAAGAUGGUGGUCUAUUUCCGCAACAUGCGCAGCCAAAUAAUGGCUUCCAAGGGUCAUGCCUAACCCAAGAUGGCUAUAAGCAAAGGUUCAAUACCGGAUCAUAUAGAAUAAAGCAAUGCUAAGAGAUAAGCAGAUAAUAGUAAUGUGUUGGAUGGAACCAAAUAUUUCUAUAUAUACUUGGCAAUGGAAUGAGCUGCACAUUUUUCUUUUCAUCUAAUAUGGUUUGUUGGCAUCAGAACAAUUUGAACGUGAUGGGAUGUCAAAUUACUUUCGAGAUCA
Molecule: messenger RNA, 1048 nt
Organism: Eucalyptus grandis
Lineage: Eukaryota; Viridiplantae; Streptophyta; Magnoliopsida; Myrtales; Myrtaceae
Product: glutathione transferase GST 23
Exons: 2
Coding region: 152-832 (226 amino acids)
Biological process (GO): glutathione metabolic process
Cellular component (GO): cytoplasm
Molecular function (GO): glutathione transferase activity
Source: RefSeq, a predicted model, not a curated record